UGGAGUCGAGUGAAAAGACAGGAAGAUGUUCAAUGUGAUGUUAAAAAAAAGUGCUUAAAGUUUAAUUACUUACUUAUCUUAAUAAUAAGAAAAUAUGCCAUAAACUUAGUGUAAUUCUUCGAAUAUAAUUAAUGAUUGAGCCUUAAAUGAAGGUGAAGGAUAUUGUACAGAAGUUGAAACAAGAAUGAGUGAACAGUCUGUAGCUUCUGCCAGAGCAUCUGUGAUGAUAUAUGAUGACACCAAUAAGAAAUGGGUACCCAGUGGUUCUUCCAGUGGCCUCUCUAAGGUCCAUAUUUAUCAACAUACGACAAGCAACACUUUCCGAGUAGUCGGACGAAAGUUGCACGAUCAUGAGGUGGUAAUAAACUGUGCCAUUCUGAAAGGAUUGAAAUACAAUCAGGCAACACCGACUUUUCACCAGUGGCGAGACAACCGACAAGUCUACGGAUUAAAUUUUAGCAGCAGAGAGGAUGCCGACAUGUUUGCUAAGACGAUGCUACGCGCCAUCGAAAUUCUUAACCAGAACAGUUCAUGUACGCUUCCAUCUCGAUCUCAUGGCAUGCAGCAGCCACUGUAUCAGACUAUAGGAGGAGGCCAUGAUGAUUAUGUAGAAUAUAAAGGAUGGAUGACAAUGGACAAUGCCGAUAGACGAAUAGCUCAACAACAGCUUUCUCAGUAUGCUAAUAAUACAGCAUCGACCCAGUCUAGCACUAGCCAUCCACCAACUCCUGCCAACAUCACAUCGCCUGGUAGCACGGGACAUCAUCGUACUUCUUCGGCUCCUCCGACUACCAUUCCACCUCCGGCUCCUCCUCCGCCUCCCGCACCCCCACAACCGGCACCCGCACCUCCACCGCCUCCACUUCCUUCGUCGGGGCACAAUACAGCUCCACCUCCAGCACCGCCUCCACUUCCUGGAAGCGCAACUCUUCCUCGACAUAAUUCUUCUUCACAUAAUCAAUCGUCUCCUAUGACAUUGGCAGCUGCUCUCGCUACAGCAAAAUUGAAGAAAACACCACAGAAGAAUUCUGAUUAUGGGACCAUUGAAAAUAGACCAACUCCAGUCAUUGGAGGAAUGGCCAGUAUGAUGGAUGAAAUGACAAAAACACUUGCAAGAAGACGGGCACAAGUUGAAAAUAAUUACAACAACCAGGAAGGAGAGUGCGACGGUAGAAGAUCGUGGGAAAGAUUGAAUUCAAAUAAUGGUAACAGUCCAAACAAAGUGCCUGGAGGACUGGAGUCGCCUAAAGGAAAUCGAAGGCAGAGGUUAGGAUCAGUCGACGACGACGCCAAAACCAACGGAUUAGAUCCAUUUGACAUGGAAAAGUUAAAACAAGAGAUUAUGACAGAUAUUCGCAAAGAAAUGACAAAAAUGAAACAAGAUAUCAUCGAAGCUAUCAGAGUCGAAUUAAACAGGAGAUAAAUGGCAUUUUUACCGUAGGAUUGUUUUUAUGCUUUAAUUUUGUUAGGACAUCGACGACGAAAAAUCAAAAUAAACUUUAUUAUGCAAUUAUUUUCAUUUUUACGACGACGUUUUGUGCCGCUAAUCCUCCCGAGAUCAUUAUUUGUGUGAGCUUUAUAUAUAAAAUAUAUAUAUAUAUAUUAUAUAAAACGUAAACACACAUUCAUUAUAUAUGUAUAAACUUUUUAAAUAUGUGGCUUCACUCCAUUAAAAGUGAAUACCGUUCCUAAUCUGAAUAUGAUACAAUGUACAUUAAGACAAACCCCCCCCCCUCUUUGUACAU
Molecule: messenger RNA, 1745 nt
Organism: Centruroides sculpturatus (bark scorpion)
Lineage: Eukaryota; Metazoa; Arthropoda; Arachnida; Scorpiones; Buthidae
Gene: ena
Product: ena/VASP-like protein
Exons: 11
Coding region: 185-1423 (412 amino acids)
Molecular function (GO): SH3 domain binding
Source: RefSeq, a predicted model, not a curated record